AUGUCUCCGGAUGAGCUGUUGGACAACUAUGAGGGCCGGGUGGUCCCCCGACGCUUCAUCGCCGGCUUCGUUGUGCUUAGCUAUACUAUCAGUCUCAUUGGCGCAGGUUCAACUCUCGAAUUAAUUAACCGUCGAACAGGCUUCAAGGGUAUCUUCAACAACGUUCUACUCGUCGGUGCUGCUGUGACAAUGGGAGGCGUGUCCAUAUGGUCUAUGCACUUUGUCGGUAAUAAAGCAAUCUACCUCGGAAACGGCGAACAAGAGUUACAGAUCACCUUCUCUACCCUGUUCACCAUUAUCUCCUUCUUCGUCCCUAUUGUUGUACUGUUGAUUGCCUUUAUCACUAUUGGUACUAGUAGCAUUGUCUCAUGGAUUCGAGUCUCGCUUGGUGGUUUCCUAUGUGGCUCCGCUAUAUGCGGUAUGCACUAUCUCGGUAAUGCUUCAAUCGAGAACUAUACCUGCAGAUACAAUAAAGGCUAUAUUGUCGGGUCGGCGAUUAUUGCCAUCGCGGCGAGCAUCAUUGCGCUCUCGGCCUUCUUCAUCUUUCGGUCUACUUGGGCUAAUUCAUGGUGGAAGAGGCUUCUAUCGGCCCUGUUGCUUGCAGGUGCUGUCUCCGGCAUGCAUUGGUGCGCAGCAUUUGGCACAGAAUAUACAUUGAUCUCCAUCAACUCUGGCCGCGGCGGUGAGAUGUCACAGGAGGCGACCGCGAUUGUUGUUAUUUGUCUGGCCGUAGGCGCGUGCCUCAUCAUAGCUGGUCUGGCAAUCUUCACAACAAGGAAGAUGAACCAGUCCGCCCGCCGAGCGCAAAAGAUAACCCUUGGUGCUGCUGUCUUCAACAAGCAGGGCAUGAUCCUGGUUGAUGCAGACGGCCUUAUCCCUAGCACUAUUAUCACUGACUCGUUUAUACCGACGAGUGACAAACAGCCUUUAACCGUCGCUCACCCUUACUUCCUAUGGAUGUUCCAGGUCACCAGGAACUGGGCCAGCCUUUCCCGUCUUAUGAAGCAAUAUGCCGCCCAGAGGGAGCUCAGAAUGAUUAACAACGUCUCGCCUACUGAAGAAGAUGGCAUCCUCUUUCGAAGUAAAUUCUGCCUGGCUGCUAUGAGACUCGCCGAACGUCUCCGCGGGGACCUUUCAUCCGCUGGUGUCCUCUGGGACGAGAUCCUACCAACCGGCCGUCCAACGACUUCUACUCUGGAAUUAGAGCCUUAUAACGAACCGACGAGCCGCAUAUCAACCAAGUUUAGACUAAACUUACAUGAAAAGGUGGCGGCAUGCGAACAGCAAGUUGGACAAGGCUCACUGAUGUUUCUUGUUAGCUGCACCCAGAGUGAGCGUGAUGAGGAAAGCCUUGCUGUGGCUGGCUAUCGGUUCGCGGCGGUAGAACAUGUCAGCGGAAUUAUUGCCUCUCGAAUGCAAAUCAAGACGCUUGGGGUUAGUGAAAAGCUGUGUCAAAUGGCUGGGUAUGUCAGCCAGGACAAAGCGACAGGCGCUCAUGUCCGUUUGGGCUUUUUCGCCAUCAGAGCUCGAGUUAAUACGUCCGGUUUUGAUGUCCUUGUCAAGACCUCGGCACGAAACAUCCUCCCUUCUGUUCAUCUAUCUAUUCCCAAGCUCGAGUCAUGGCAGAUAGCCAUUAUAAACCGAUUCAAGGGAAUGUCUACCGUUGCUAUGAUGCACGCUUUGGAAGAGAUCACGAUAUCAACCGAAAGAGAGACUGAGUUUAUCAGCCAGCUUCGGAUCGGGAUCAAUACACUACGUGCAUCAUUCCAGGACCCUCUUAUGGACGACGCGAUUCUCUCAGCAGAAGUGAUUAACUUGCCCGGCGGGCGACACGACCGAUCAACCCUUCACACAAUGCUCAUUUUCAGAAUUAUUGCCCCUAUUCAUUCCGUUAUCAACAACCCAGAAUAUGAGUACAUCCCUCUCAGCCUUUUCAAAACUCAUCAGCUGGUUAAGAUGCAGGAAUCUCAACUCGCAUUCGUUCAGAGCGUACACCAUGAAUUCGGAUCCGUUCUCGGCGAGGUUUCACUAAGCGAGGAACAAUACCGAGAACCAGUUGGCCACAACGUUCUUGCUAAACUCAGAAGGAAAAAAAGCACACAAAUACACAGCAGAGUGGUAGAAGGGGACGAGGAGCAAGUGUUAAGAAGGAAAUCAUCAACUGGAUCAGGCUCGGCCUCGACAAUAAACAUGUAUCAAUCCCCAGCAGGCAGUGCGAGAUCUCAGAUUGGCAACAUCCAGCGGAAAGACACUUCACACGAUGUGGUUCGAGACACAAACUUAGCCGCACCGUCGUUUGGAGGCAUCAUGGUCUUGCAAGAGAUCAGAAUCAAUGUCGAAGAAAGCACUGAUCAAAGGCGGCAGCUGACAGACCCUAUGAGUAGCAUGGCAAUCACCAGUCACAUAUCAGCCUCGUCGGAUAUUGAGCUGCAGUCGAAGAUCUAUGACAAGGCGAUGGAAAUUCAAGUGUCAUACGCGUCACCAGGGAGUAGAAGCCACAAUACGUUUGUCGAUAUAUUAUUCCAGGAUACUAUAGAGAGUCAAGGGUGGAAAAAGUGA
This is a messenger RNA of Clonostachys rhizophaga, 2559 nucleotides long. NCBI's taxonomy places the organism in Eukaryota, Fungi, Ascomycota, Sordariomycetes, Hypocreales, Bionectriaceae. The record is from the annotation of a GenBank genome assembly.